Molecule: messenger RNA, 1738 nt
Organism: Rhododendron vialii
Lineage: Eukaryota; Viridiplantae; Streptophyta; Magnoliopsida; Ericales; Ericaceae
Product: F-box protein CPR1-like
Exons: 2
Coding region: 209-1378 (389 amino acids)
Molecular function (GO): protein binding
Source: RefSeq, a predicted model, not a curated record
ACUAUGGUCGAUGUUGUGCCGUUUGUUCGAAGCGCUUUACACUUGGUUGCGACUCGCGAGUUGAGUGCCACACUGCCACUGGUACGGCACAUACCCGACCAAGGUUUAAAUUAUACUUAUCCAGAACUCAGUACAUUUCUUCUCUCUCUCUCUCUCUCUCUCAUCUUCCAUAAUUCUGAACCUGAAAUCCUGAAAACCCUAAUUCCAGAUGGAGACACGGAGAAAACUGAGGCAGAGAGGGAAGGGAAGAGAAAUGCCAGAUUUCCCGUUAGAUUUGAUCGUCGACAUACUCUUGCGGCUUCCCGUGAAACCGCUUUUGCGUUUCAGGUGCGUUUCUAAACCUUUUUGUGCUCUCAUAGACAGUCCCGAUUUCGUCAAAUCGCAUCUCAAGCGAUCAACCCAAACCAGAAACCAUCUCACCCUCAUACUCUGGGAUUAUGAUAAUAGAGUCUCAUCUUCCGUGACUUUCGAUUCGCUGGAUAAUGCCGUCGAACUCGACCACCCUUUGGGGUCCAGUCAUUGGCCCACUCGAAUUGUGGGUUCUUGUCAUGGAUUGAUUGGUUUGCGUAACCGUGAAGAUGUUAUUCUUGCUAUUUGGAACCCAUCGACCCGAAGGUGCCAAGAGUUACCAUUUACAAUGACUCAUUACCCUGUCUAUCAUGUCUAUGCCCAGCAUGAGAUGCACGGUUUUGGGUACGACUCCAUUACUGAUGAUUAUAAGAUGGUGAGGUUUGUUCAGUUUUUUGAAUUUGGUACAGACAAUUUUGUCUCCUCAGUUAAGGUUUACACCAUGAAGUCUAAUUCAUGGCGAAAGAUUCGGGAUUUCCCUUAUUGUCUUUAUUAUGGGCAAGGUUGUGCUGUGCUUGUUGGAAGUGCUUUACACUGGGUAGCGCAUCGAUUGCCGUCGGAUGCUGCUAAAUUUGUUGCUGCUCUUGAUCUAACAACUGAGGACUAUAGAGUGGUGCCGCAACCUGAAUUUUCUGACAAUGCCUUUGACAUGAAUGUAGCAGAGUUGGGAGGGUGUCUAUGCAUACUUUGCGAUUAUGACCAAGUUCGGGUUGAUGUGUGGGUGAUGAAAGAUUGUGGAGUGAAGGAAUCGUGGAGCAAACUGGUUUCUGUAGCACAACCAGAAGUGAUUCCUUCGUUUGAAUCUGUGAUUCCUGUGGCUUAUUCAAAGAGUGGUUGUGAAGUCCUACUGGUUCAAGACAAUACAAAGCUUGUUUGGUAUGAUCUCGAGCAUAAAACAAUUAAAAAGAUCAAGACUCGUGGUCGUAUAACGGAUGGUUUUGAGUCAUUUGUCUGUGUGGAAAGCCUUGUUCCACUUAAUGGACGAUGCGUUGUACCCAAUGAAGGUGGUGAAACUUAUGCCACAGAUUAGCACGAUUAAAGGAAGGAGAGAAUACACCAAAUAAGAAGGGUAACCAGAGGUUUUUUGUAUGAGCACUGGCAUGAUGGUUCGAUUAGAUAAGUGGGCAUGUCAACGAGUACUGAGUAUCAGAGACUCAAAGAAAAGAAAGAAGACCAAUAUACUGGUAUGUCAUACAGAUAACCUGUAUGUAUGCGCGACUAGAGUACAAUAGGGAACUCUAGCAGCUGACGUAUCCAUUUUUUGUUUAAUGAUAAUUAUGGUUUAUGAAUACUUCUCUUAAUGUACUUUAUGUUAAAGUAAACAAUAGCAUCUUUUGGCAUGUAAUGGAUCCCUUCUUGUGUAAUGAAAUUUGUUGGGGAUUCAGUUUAA